AUGAGUAAACGAGUUGGAAAGAUUGCUUCAGAUGCCGUCCAGAAGCGGACUCAAACUCCAUUGAUGUCAUGGAUCAGGAAUAAACUGCUGGCUUCGCUUGGUCGUAGUGAUGUAGCUGGUCUUCCGACUGCUGAUGGAAAAGUAAGUUAUUUCUUUAUUGUUUUAUUUGAUUUUAGGUUUUAUAUGGUUAUAAUAAAGGAGUUUUUAAUGUAAUGGAACAUUAAAAUAUUUUUUGGAGUAUUAAAUAUGGCAUAGCUCGACCGCCUAUCUUAUUUUAUCAAAAUUUUUGCAGUCUGAAUUUCAAUUCCCUCACCGUUAUCCCAGCACUCAAGCUUCCAGAGCCAUAGAGAUGCCAAAGCUUCCAGGAGGUAUUCAUCACCGUCUGUCUGAUGUGUACUAUUAUGAAAGAGAUGGUCGUCGACAAGUUGUGCCACCGAUGGAAGUAUACAAGGCUGAUUCUGAUGGCCAAAAGUUUUUGGAAGCUUUGUAAGUAGUUAAUUGUUAUUUUACUUGACAUUUAGGUUAUUUAUAUGUUCAAUUCUUUUAUAUUGUCUUUGAAAAGUUUGAAACAUUGAAAAAAAAGGAUUUUGAGAAUUAUAUAGCUUCUUUUUGGUAAUAUGAAUUGAAAAAAUCUAUGAAGAUGUAUAUUAUGAACAAAUUUAUUAAGAUGGAUGUUUAAAAUUGUAUUUAGUAAUGCAUAUUAUGUUACAGUGAACAAGCCGAAACUCCGGCCAGGAAGAGCGAAUCGGAAAACUUUGGAUUAAGCUGGUCGAUGCCAACUCCUGGUGUUGGCUGUGAAUGGGAGAGAAAUUUGGACGGCGAACGCGACUCUCAGAGAAAUAGUUACGAACUGAGACAGGUUGAGAAGUACGACAAAUACUCUCGUACCUAA
Bursaphelenchus okinawaensis is the source of this 892-nucleotide messenger RNA. Lineage: Eukaryota; Metazoa; Nematoda; Chromadorea; Rhabditida; Aphelenchoididae. The record is from the annotation of a GenBank genome assembly.